This is a messenger RNA of Knipowitschia caucasica, 1191 nucleotides long. The record is from the annotation of a GenBank genome assembly. NCBI's taxonomy places the organism in Eukaryota, Metazoa, Chordata, Actinopteri, Gobiiformes, Gobiidae.
AUGCACAGUAAAUGUACUAUGGUGGAGGCUCUAGUUGGAGCUGUGGAGCCAGUGGUGGAGGUUCUGGCUGGAGCUGAGGAGCUACAGAUUGAAGUUCUAGUUGGAGCAGUGGAGCCAGUGGUGGAGGCUCUGGCUGGAGCUGUGGAGCUACAGGUGGAGGCUCUAGUUGGAGCUGUGGAGCUACAAGUGGAGGCUCUGGUUGGAGCUGUGGAGCUACAGAUGGAGGCUCUGGUUGGAGCUGUGGAGCCAGUAGUCGAGGUUUUGGCUGGAGCUGUGGAGCUACAGGUGGAGGCUCUGGUUGGAGCUGUGGAGCCAGUAGUUGAGGUUUUGGCUGGAGCUGUGGAGCUACAGGUGGAGGCUCUGGUUGGAGCUGUGGAGCCAGUAGUCGAUGUUUUGGCUGGAGCUGAGGAGCUACAGGUGGAGGCUCUGGUUGGAGCUGUGGAGCUACAGAUGGAGGCUCUGGUUGGAGCUGUGGAGCCAGUAGUCGAGGUUUUGGCUGGAGCUGUGGAGCUACAGGUGGAGGCUCUAGUUGGAGCUGUGGAGCUACAGGUGGAGGCUCUAGUUGGAGCUGUGGAGCUACAGGUGGAGGCUCUAGUUGGAGCUGUGGAGCUACAGGUGGAGGCUCUGGUUAGAGCUGUGGAGCUACAGGUGGAGGCUCUAGUUGGAGCUGUGGAGCUACAGGUGGAGGCUCUAGUUGGAGCUGUGGAGCUACAGGUGGAGGCUCUGGUUGGAGCUGUGGAGCUACAGGUGGAGGCUCUAGUUGGAGCUGUGGAGCUACAGGUGGAGGCUCUGGUUGGAGCUGUGGAGCUACAGGUGGAGGCUCUGGUUGGAGCUGUGGAGCUACAGGUGGAGGCUCUGGUUGGAGCUGUGGAGCUACAGGUGGAGGCUCUAGUUGGAGCUGUGGAGCUACAGGUGGAGGCUCUGGUUGGAGCUGUGGAGCUACAGGUGGAGGCUCUGGUUGGAGCUGUGGAGCUACAGGUGGAGGCUCUGGUUGGAGCUGUGGAGCUACAGGUGGAGGCUCUGGUUGGAGCUGUGGAGCUACAAGUGGAGUUCCCAAAUGGAGUGAAAAGGGCCUUAGCUGCGUUUGAUGCCAUGUGCACUGUGUCACCACUGAUCCCGGUUUGUGUUACCACGAAGAAAGGAGCAAAGCGGGCGCGAGUUCUCCUCGGCCCCGUGUUCACAGCUGUGUGA